GUCCAAUCAGGAGCGCAGCUGGGCGGGGAUGCGGCUGCUCGCCUGUCCCUUUCGCGAUCCUGUUUCUGUAGCCUCGGGACUAGGUCCCCUGCUGUGCUGCCUUGACGUCCAUUGACUGCGGGGACAAUGGGAGACCCCGGGAGCCGUGACGUGGAUUCAGUGACCUUUGAGGAUGUUGUUGUGACCUUCACCCUGGGAGAGUGGACUUUGUUGGAUCCUUCCCAGAAGCAGCUCUACAGAGAUGUGAUGUGGGAUACCUUCAAGAACCUGGCCUCUAUAAGAAAAGAAAGAGGAGGUCAGACCACUGAAGAUGUGCACCAGAAUCCCACAAGAGAAAUAAGAAGUCAAGAGGAAGGGAGAUGCUGUGAACAUAAAGAAAGUAAUCAGUGUGGAGAAAGCGGCAGCUGUAAACCUGAUUGUCUUGAAAACAAGAUAAUUCCUCCUGGAGUAAAAUCAAGUGAAAGCCCGGUGUGUGGAGAAGUCCUCAGUGUGCCCCUCAGAGCUCACAUUGAACAGAAACCAUAUGAUUAUCCAGAGUAUGGGGAGAACCCAUAUAAAUAUAAUGAAUGUGGAAGAGCCUUCAGUUCUCCCCAGUUCUUUGAGGAAUUUGAAGGAACUCACAUUGAGGGCAGAUAUCAUGAAUGUAGACAAUGUGGAAGAGUCUUCAGUCUUCCCAGUUCCCUUCAAAUACAUGAAAGAAUUCACACUGGAGAGAAACCCUAUGUAUGCAAGGAUUGUGGGAAAGCCUUUACUCGUUCCAGGUCUGUUCACAGACAUGAAAGAACUCACACUGGAGAGAAACCUUACAUAUGUAAGCAAUGUGGGAAAGCCUUAAGUGAUUCAAGUUCCCUUACAAUACAUGAAAGAACUCACACUGGAGAGAAACCCUAUGUAUGUAAGGAUUGUGGGAAGGCUUUCACCCAUACUAGGUCCUUUUACAGGCAUGAAAGAACUCACAGUGGAGAGAAACCCUAUAUAUGUAGGCAGUGUGGGAAGGCCUUGAGUGAUUCAAGUACCCUUAAAAUACAUGAAAGAACUCACACUGGUGAGAAACCCUAUGUAUGUAAGGAAUGUGGGAAAACCUUUAAUUCUUCCAGUUACAUUCGAAUACAUGAAAAAGCUCACACUGGAGAGAAACGGUAUAUGUGUAAAAAAUGUGGAACUGCUUUUGGUUAUUACAGUUCCCUUAAAAAGCAUGAAAGAAUUCACGUUGGAGCAAAACCCUAUAUGUAAGGAGAGUGGGAAAUCGUAGUUAUUUCAUUUCCUUUCACAAACAAAAAGACACCCUGAUGAGAAACCCUAUGUGUAUAAACAACGUAGGGGAAAAUACAGUCACUGCAAUCAUGUUCUUAGACAUGAAAAACACAAAAUAGAGACAAACUAUGUGUAUAUAAAAUGAGUGUGGAAACACUAUUAGUUCUUCCAUUAUCUUGGAAUACAUGAAAGAAUUCACACAGGAGACAAACACUAUACAUGUAAGCAAUGUGGAAAAGGCUUGCAUUCUUUCUAUUAUAUUGAAAUCCAUGAAUGAAUUCCAUGUUUGAGAGAAACCUUGUGUGUCGUUCCAUUUCCUUUCACAGACAUGGAGGAACUCACGCUGGAGAAUAACCCUGAAUAAAGUACGUGGGAAGACUUUGUUAUUACAUAAGCUUUCUAGCAGAGUUUAGAAUGCACAUUGCAGAGAACUUGUAUUAAUGUAAAUCAUGUGGGAAUGCCUCUAGUUAUCUUGGUUCAAUAUAUAUAUAUAUAUAUGUACAUAGAUACAGUAUGGAGAGAAGCCUAGAAUAGAAGAGAAAUGCAAAAAGAUUAAGUUGGCCUACAUAUACACAGGAUCAAACUCUGUGAAAAAUACAAGAUCGUUUUCAGUUUUAAUAAUUUCAAUGUCCUGUGAAAAUUUCUCAGGUAGUGGAACCCUAUAAGUGUAAUUAAUGUGAAGAGCUUGAUAUAAUUUGUUUAGCAUUCUCUAGAGAAUUCACUGUAGGAAACAUACUAAAACUUAUAAAUAUAUUAUGUUCAUAAGUGGCUCAUUCUGAAAGUAGAUCUCUACAGUCUAGAUUUCUAAUUUAUAUUCUUAAAAAUAAAUGAGAAACAUAUCUCUGCGAGUUUCAUUUAGGCAAUAGCAUGAGAGUUUAUAUAUGUAGUUGUCUUUCAGUCAAAUGAGUUUUUGUCCUUUGAACUUGAACCAUGUUGUGGAUCCAUAGGUGAAUUAAUCUGUUUCAAAUGUGCCAUAGGCCUAACUUUUAUGCAGUUUUUAAAUAAUUGUGGUUAAAAGGCUACUGAAAAGUAAAGUGGUUUUAGAGUUUUUUUUUUUUUUGUUUUUUUGGUACUGGGGUUCUACAUUUUUUAGACUUUCUUGUAGAUUAACAUUUUCUUUUAAUUUUGUAUUUUCACAAAAACUUAUUGGCAAAAUUCAAAAUGUAGUGAUAAUAUAUAUUUUGGGAUACAGAUCUAAUAAGAAUAAGAAAAUUCUUUAUAGAUGGAAUAAUAAUUCAGUUAACUGGGAAUUAAAAGUUAAGAAUUUCUGUCAUACUAAUUACAGAUAUGUUCUGUAAAAAUAAUUCUUAGCUGAAAGGCUUUGCAAAUUCAGUUCGUUAGAUUUGGACUACAAAUCAUAAUUGGUGUAUAAGAUAUUUUUACCAGUACCAAGGAAGAAACAAAAAUCAGAAGAAAUCAAAGACCACCAAAAAUAGAUGUUGUUUCUUACCUUUUUUUCUAAUAUCUGUAUGCUGCUUUAUUUCACAUUUCAUUGCAUUCGACCUCCUUGUUGACAAAGUCAUCUGUUUGCUCAGAGAUGGAUUAGAAUUAUUUAGCAGAAAAGAGAAAGAAUAAAUUUGUAUUUUUUGCUUCC
Ictidomys tridecemlineatus (thirteen-lined ground squirrel) is the source of this 2848-nucleotide messenger RNA. RefSeq lists its product as uncharacterized. Gene Ontology annotation, cellular component: nucleus. Gene Ontology annotation, molecular function: DNA-binding transcription factor activity, RNA polymerase II-specific. NCBI's taxonomy places the organism in Eukaryota, Metazoa, Chordata, Mammalia, Rodentia, Sciuridae. Gene Ontology annotation, biological process: regulation of transcription by RNA polymerase II. The record is from RefSeq and is a predicted model, not a curated record.